Hypoxylon fragiforme is the source of this 1039-nucleotide messenger RNA. Its product is annotated as putative GNAT family acetyltransferase. The transcript is spliced from 2 exons. Lineage: Eukaryota; Fungi; Ascomycota; Sordariomycetes; Xylariales; Hypoxylaceae. The record is from RefSeq and is a predicted model, not a curated record. Gene Ontology annotation, molecular function: acyltransferase activity, transferring groups other than amino-acyl groups. Bases 299 to 949 code for a protein of 216 amino acids.
CCACUCCGCCAAAGUGCCUAAGAAAUUUGCUGCAUCUCUUAUGAAAGCUCAUUGGAUGACCAAAACGUAUUGUUAGUUUCACUUAUGUACUCAUGUGUGUAUGAUGCGAUGCUAGGUACUAUGUACUCGUUACCUAGCGUGUUCGAGAAUUAACCCCUAUAUUCUUGGAAUACUCCUGUGCAGAAUCAGCAUUUCAUAUGUAGAAUACACUUUGAUCCUAUUUUGGCCGGUACUAGAGAGAUUUUGUAUAUACAGAGUGGAUAUAACAAACGAAUGCCUUCAAUAUUGAUUGGAGGAUAUGAAAAAGAAAUUUAUGACUUGUGUGGCACCAUUCUACCAUUUCAAAUCAGCCCGGCUUGACUACUACAACGCAACGGACGAUGGCGACUACAAAUACCUGAUAGAAGAAAUGCAUCAAGAUGUAGCAUCAUUGUCCGGAUCGAGCCCCAAACUUCUACAGCCUAGGCUCGUGGAUGUGCACACCACAUCUGAAAAAUGUGUCGUCGAUAAGUGCCUCCUCCGUGCUGUCAUCGACAAUGACGAAUGCAAAAACAUCGGCAUCGUGUCUCUCAAGGCCAUCCCGCCGGAACUCGCACAUCAUCGAUGCACCGAAGUCCACAUCUACAUUGGCAACAAAUAUCGCGGCCUGGGCUACGGGGCCGAGGCCACCACAUGGGCAACAUGGUACGCCUUCCAGAUGGCGGGGAUGCACCGCAUCCAAGUUAGCAUUCCUUCUUUCAACACGCCUGCCACGAAGCUGUUCGAGGGUCUGGGGUUCGCGGAGGAAGGCAGACAACGCAGCUCCAUUUGGUUCAAUGGUCAAUGGCACGAUAACGUAUUGUAUGGGGUGCUGAAAAACGAGUUUCGGGACUGGCUCGAGACGGAUAGCCGCUUUAGCUACAUCUUGGGUGACCUAAAUAAUAACUGUUUAUUAGACGGGGAUUUCUAGGCAGGCACCGUCGAUGGACUGGGGACAUCGUAUAUGGCAUUACUACCUAAAUAUAUAGCAAAUUGUGUCGGAAAUGAAUUUAUACUUGAA